AUGGAGACCAAUAUGGAGAAAAAGAACAAACCAGGAACUGAAGACAAUCUACAGAAAGCCCAUGAUCAGACAGAAUGUGGUGAAUACGGAUGGCAAUACGAUCCAUGGUACGGGAAACAAUUACAACCUUGGGCAAAAGCUGCAGAGCCUAAAGAAAAGCCAGAGGAUAAAGAUAAAGAGAAAGAAGAUUCAGAGGAAAAAGAUUCAGAGGAGAAAGAAUCAGAAGAGAAAGAUUCAGAAGAAUCUGACGAGGAAGAUUCUGAAGAAGAAGAUUCAGAAGAAAAGGAAUCCGAAGAGAAGGAAGAAGAAUAUUAUUUCGAGCUCUCUUCUGACCAAUACGAAGAUGAGCCAGAUAUGUGGCCUUGUUUGUACAAAGGAUGCAGAGGAAAACAACAAUCACCCAUAAAUAUUGACACAGAAGCAAUAACUGUGGAUUCUAAUCUUGGAGAAUUAACUUUCGAAAAUUAUGACAAACCAUUAAAAGACUUGUUUAUAAAAAAUGCUGGCUAUGUUGUUUAUAUUGCAUUACCAAAGGAUAAUGAUGUCACUGUUACAAGUGAAUGGCUAGGAGCUACGUAUCGUUUAAUCGGAAUUACAUUUAAAUAUGGUAAAACUAACAAAAAUGGAUCUGAGCAUACAGUUGAUAGCAAAUAUUUUCCUCUCGAGGUUGCCCUGUUUCAUUUAAAUACGAAAUAUGAUAAAGUUGAGGAUAAACCUGAUGCCAAUUUGGCAUUAGUUUCUCUCUUUGACGUCGGGAAAUCAAAUAAAGGUUUAAAAAGUGUAGUCAAAUCAUUGGAAGAUGUUGAUGAAGUAGAUUCGAAUUCGACGCUGAAGUCUCCUUUAACGUUAAAAGAUUUAUUGCCAUCUCACACAGAUUAUUAUAUAACUUAUAAUGGAUCUGCAUUGAUACCUGAAUGUUCGGAGUCUUAUAAAUUUAUAAUUUUUCAUUACUCUAAUACUGUUAGCAAAAGCCAGUUAGAGAAAUUUAGAAGUAUAGAAACAGAAAAAGAUGGAAGAGAUUUGAAUGAAGUUAGACCAAUUCAACCUUUAAAUGGUAGAGAUAUUUUGAGUUCAAAAUCCGGAAAAGAUGAGAAAAAUGGAAAAGGAAAGAAAAAUGGAAAAAGUAAAAAGAAUGGAAAAGAGAAAAAGAAUGGAAAAGAGAAAAAGAAUGGAAAAGAAGAAAAGAAUGGAAAAGAAAAGAAAAAUGGAAAAGAGGAAAAAAAUGGUAAAGAAAAUACUAAAGAAGAUUGGUGGUACAAACAAGCUAAAUUUCGAUAUGUUAUAAGCUAAGCUUUUGAAGAAAAAUCAUAUGUAUGUG
Molecule: messenger RNA, 1318 nt
Organism: Centruroides sculpturatus (bark scorpion)
Lineage: Eukaryota; Metazoa; Arthropoda; Arachnida; Scorpiones; Buthidae
Product: carbonic anhydrase-related protein-like
Exons: 9
Coding region: 1-1290 (429 amino acids)
Molecular function (GO): zinc ion binding; carbonate dehydratase activity
Source: RefSeq, a predicted model, not a curated record